Mizuhopecten yessoensis (Yesso scallop) is the source of this 3872-nucleotide messenger RNA. RefSeq lists its product as uncharacterized. The coding region runs from base 508 to 2148 and encodes 546 amino acids. The record is from RefSeq and is a predicted model, not a curated record. The transcript is spliced from 5 exons. Gene Ontology annotation, cellular component: plasma membrane. Lineage: Eukaryota; Metazoa; Mollusca; Bivalvia; Pectinida; Pectinidae.
CAUACAUGACAAUACGAUGCGUGUUUUUAAUUCCACUUCAUUUAAUAGUAUGCUGGCCCACUGGCUGAUCCAUUUGGCUGUACUUAACGAUUCAUUACAACAAGCGUAGAGACAUACUAGGAGGUGCGUUCGUUGAGGAAUAAAACUGAUGGGUGACACGACAGAGCAUUAGACCAGUGUCAGUUGAUCCCAUGAUAGACUUGUAUAAAUACAUUGUCAUCCGCCUGUCUCCGUGUGUCGGUACUAAUCACCCGUUUCUGUAUCAAACAGUACGGUGUCAUUUGGCUCGCGUCUAUAUUACCGCUGUCGUAUGUCGCUUUCAUAUUCUGUAAACGUUUAAACCGUGAUGUAUACUGGUAUAUACAUUGACAGUGUGGUAGUAGUAGUAGUAGUAGUAGUUUAAACACUGUCGUAGUAACAAAACAUGUCUGCCUUUGCAAUAGGUGGUACGAACACAAUUAGGUGUUCAAUGUGGAGCUAGAGCCAUUCUGUUAUUGAACGCUCGUCAUGGGUAGUAAGGAAGGGGAAAAGAACUGUAGCACUGAGUCAACCAGCAAGAACAACAAAGCAAAUGGCGGUGGUGGCGAAAAAAAGUUUUUGUCUCCUGAUAGAGGAGGUAUACUGGAAAAGUCGCCCAGCUUACAAAGAAUACACCAACAAAGUUCAACAGAGACUAGUGGUCUAGGCGAGACUAUCACAUCAGGAUUUUCUUCGCAGGAAAGUAUAAGAAGUACACAUAGUUUUAAUGAAAAACCCAGAAGGUGUACACCGGGAGAGGAUCAAUUUGGCAAGCCUCCAACUGAAGUGGAUAGCGUCAUGAAGGACCGGACGGAUACGAAGCCUCUACUAGUGAGGUCAGGGGGUGGAAGUGGAGGAGGCGGAGGCCGGCGAGAGCGUGAUCGAGGCGACAGAGGAGGGAGAGACAAGGAUCGUGACAGGGAGGGCUCCACAUCGUUACCAUGUGAGCCUAGACGAACGUCUAGCGCUAUGUACCCAGACGGUACAAACUUUGACGAUUUAUUCGCCAUUCCUGGCAAAUCUCAAAGCCAUCUUUCUUCCGGUGUAAAUAUAAACGAUACAGAAAACAAUGGCUGGAAUAGACGAUCAUCACCUAGAAGUUCUAUCAAAAGUCGAACAUCAAUUGGGUCAUAUCGGUCUAGAAAUGGCUCUAGAUAUCUGGGGAGACUUUCGGAAUCUGCUUGGACAAAAUGGUCCCGGGACAGGCGGGCAUCAUUUCGGCGUCGGCUAGAACUGCCUGACAUUGCGAUUCCAGAGCCCACGGAUAGGGCCUCCACCCCUAUCAAAAAAGCCCGGGAGGAGGGGCUCAUGUUUUUGCACGAGGAUUUAAAAGGGAAUUAUAUAUCUGAGGACGACAUUAACUAUAUACGAAGGCACAGAAUCCAGCGUUAUAAAACGUACCACGUUAUUGAAAAAUCAAAAAAGAAAUUAAGGAAUUUUCCCAGUCGUAUUGAGGUGCAUCUGUCAGUGAGAGACUGGCGUGUUCUCUCGGACUAUUGGGAACACAAAUAUUUUAGUCAAAUACGUUAUGCAGCGUUCUUAUUUGGAUUUCUUGGAAUACUAUUCCUGGUUGUCAGCGUAACAAGUUCAUUCUGGAUAAAUUAUUCGACCGAGAAAGUUGCUGACGAUAACGUUACCAUGGUAGCAGUGGAAGCCGUGGAUGGACUCUGGACGACGUGCAUCACUAGCAAAAUUCCCAUGUACAGUGCUCAACUCAACUCCUGUGAUACUUUAGUAGCUGACUGGCAGACUGCAGUGAUAGGUCUGAUGAUAUUUUCAGCAUCCUUUGGGUUUGUCGCCACAAUCCUGGCCGUUCUCGGCGUAUGUACGUCCCCACUACCUAGGAAGAUCUACUACUUUCACUCCGCAGGGGAAAUUUUUCUAGUGUGUGCACUAAGUGUGGGCAUUGCCUUAAUUAUAUACCCUACCGUUAUGGAGCUGGAUCCCACCAUAGAGGUUCAUCUGUAUGGGCCGGGGUAUGGACUGGGGUGGGGAGGUGCCUUCUUUUUCCUAGUGGCAGCUCUGUGUAUGACUUUGGACGAGUUAGUACGUGAAUCUUCAAGAGCCAAAGUUUGCCGAAUUUGUUUUAAAUCCAGACAGCGCGAGCGGUCAGAACUACAAAGGGUUUGAUAUAAAUCCUUGGACAGUGAGAUAUAUAAUCCGUUUUCUGAAAGGCAGGGAUGUUCACAGGAAAUGAGUUCUUUUGAAUGAACCGCAAUAUCUAUGGAGGAAGACAAUUUUAUGAAUGUAGACCAGUUUUAUAUUGUAAGAACAAUGGAAUUUGGUUAAACCGAACAUCAGAAGGGCCGAUCGUUUUAAUCUGGAAAGACAGGUUUAAGGUUGUAUUUUCAUGUAAAUAUAUUUGAAAGCAAACAGAAGGUCUGGUGUACAGAGGUUUAGGGCUACUUGAAGUUCGGUCUAGACAGAUUAAGCUGUGUACAAAGGACAGAAAUACUACUCUAACAAGCAUCAAAGAGUGUCUUCAAAUUGUGAAUAAUUAAAACGGAAGUUAUUUCCGUAACAUUGUAUAAAAAAUGUUUUACGAUGAAAACAAAAGAGCAACUUUUUAGUUCAAACUUAAUUUAAUGUUUACAGUUCGUAAUUGGAGUGCUGUUUUGGAUUUGAUAUUGCAGGGAAAUGCAGUCUGCGCAUGCUCAUUUUUUUCAUUUUUAGGUCGUAACUUUAAUUAUAUCUAUUAUUGAGAUCAUGUUUAAAAUUUUCCUUCAGAGACUAAUUGAUGUGUUUAACGCAAGCUGGAAUUUAUCUUGUUCCUUGGCGGUUUUUUUCUGAACGGUUGCGAGUCUGCCAUGAUUGCAAUUGUCAAUUUGUCAAUAUCAGGCGCUUUCGAUUUAAAUAUCUUUUUGAUAUGUCAAUAUGUCCAAUAUACCGUUAUUUUCAUUAUUAUUUCUAGAUUGCUGCACAGUUGGUUGUUGAUUUCAAAUAUUGAUCCUGGCAGAAUAGCAGAUAUUCCUGCCUUAAUAUUUUACUUCUAUUAUAAGCUUCCUUGAAAACCACCGAAUAAUUUUCAAAAAAUCUUUGGUACCAAAAUUCUUCGAAUUUCCCUUAUGUUAGCACCAGUGAUUCCCAUGUCAAAUUUUUCCAAUGUUGACUAAUUAAUCGCAAGUAAAUUAGUACUUGAAAUUAUUUACCAGAUGUUUAAGAAGUGUCCGCACGUGUUAAUGAUGAUAGAUCAUAAAGUUUCUUAUAUAUAUGGUCUUCUAGCAUGACAUUUUUAUCACGUUCAAAACUUUGCAUGUUUGGUAAGGGAAAAAAGCACUACAAUCAGGCAUCAUCAAUCACAAUUCAUCAGACUGUGCUAUUAUCCAGUCAGAAUUUGUAAACAACUUGGAACUAUUAGUUUUACGAACAAAAUAUCGUUUUCGAGUUAUCAACGAAAAUUUCAUAUUUAUCUUUGAAUAUUAAAUAAAAAGACAUUAAACUAAAACAUUUGUUUUACCUGAAAAGAAGUGGUCGGAUUGACCAAGCUAGAUUGCACGUGAUUACAGUGCUUCUCUUCGAGAUUCUAGGGGUUACGCUCACUAUAUUCUUUGCGUGAGUGGGCGUACAUGUAACUCCUGUUAUUUCGAGGAACAUGCUUACUUGUUUUAUUACUUUUAAACUUGGGUAUUGAUAUGUGGUUAAGAUUGACAUUAUCUGUAAUUGUGAUACUUUUUAUCAUUACAAACUGUUCACGCCUUUCACUUACCAUAGUUAAUUAUCCCUCCGCGGUUCAGCUAUAAAAUUAUUCCAUCAAACUGAUGAUCUUUCAAGUGUUACACGUUUUAACUGUUGCUGGUUUUUUUUUAUCACAAAACCAAAAUACUUGUUAUAAUUUGUUGUCAUAAUUAUAUUUG